Molecule: messenger RNA, 2304 nt
Organism: Jatropha curcas
Lineage: Eukaryota; Viridiplantae; Streptophyta; Magnoliopsida; Malpighiales; Euphorbiaceae
Biological process (GO): cell surface receptor signaling pathway
Molecular function (GO): protein binding
Source: RefSeq, a predicted model, not a curated record
AUAUCCUCAAAUUAAUUAAUUAUUACCCUCUGAAAUUUGAAUAAUUAAAUAACUAAUCCUAAACGACCACCUCCUCCGGUUUCACAAUCAAUUACUCUUAUCAAGAUAUAUAUUACAACCGUGUCAGUCCAAAUCCAAAGGAAGCAGUCUCUGCUCUGCAGCACCAACUUCUUGAUUGCUCAAAAUCUAUUUAAGUACGAGGAUUUUUGCCUAAUAAUGAUAUAGAAGAAGAAGCAGGAGGAGGAGGAGGAGGAGGAGACAAAUAAGGGAAAAAAAAAAAAAAAGAAAAGAAAAGAAAAGAAGAAGAAAUGGCUGCUGGUGCUACUACAGUGACUUCCCUUGAAGAAGGGAAGAGUCUUCAAGAAGAACUCACUCUUCCAAUUUUACUUGCGGAUCGGGUGACUAAAGCGGCUAAAGAAGCUGAAUCCUCCAAGCAAGAUUGUUCCCAGAUAGCCGAACAAGUUGAACGCCUCUCUGCUAAGCUACGAUCCACCGUCCGCCGUGCCGCCACCACUCCUUCCAUCUACGACCGCCCUCUCCGCCGUAUCGCUUCCGAUAUUACCAAAAACCUUGAACGUGCUCUUACUCUUGUUCGUAAGUGCAAGCAUAGCGGUGUUCUCCGUCAGGUCUUUUCCAUUACCUCCACUGCUGAUUUUCGCAAGGUCUUCAGUCUUCUUGAAUCUUCUAUCGGAGACAUGGAAUGGCUCUUGUCAAUUUAUGAGCCUGAUGGAGGUACUUAUCUCUCCCUCCCUCCAAUUGCUAGUAACGAUCCUAUUCUCGCUUGGGUCUGGUCUUAUAUAUGCACUAUCCAGAUGGGUCAACCCAAAGACCGCGCCGAUGCAGCUAAUGAGCUCGCUUCUCUAGCAAAGGACAGCGAUAGGAACAAGAAGAUGAUAGUGGAAGAAGGAGGAAUUUUGCCAUUAUUGAAGUUACUUAAAGAAGGCCUGUCUCCUGAAGCACAAAUUGCAGCUGCAAAUGCCCUCUCCAAUAUUGCCACGGACCGAGAGAGAGUUAGGUCUAUUGUGGACUUGCUUGGGGCUCCUAUUAUCGUUGGCGUUUUAGGUGAUUCUCCAAUGAAGGUUCAAAUUGUGGUUGCGAACUUGGUGGCUCGCAUGGCGGAAUUGGAUUCAUAUGCACAAGAAGAGUUCGUGAGAGAGAACGUGAUUCGACCAUUGGUAUUGCUGUUAUCUAUUAACUUGGAUUUGGAAAUUCCUAAUCAUCAGUCUGGUAAAACUAGCAUUCACUCGCUGGUUCAGAUGAACAAAGAAUUAACUUAUAAGAAUAUGAGAAUUAAUCAUAGUCAUUCUUUAAAUUAUCAUUCUGAUAGUAGUAGCCAUGGUAGUUCCCAUUACAAGAAGGAAAGGGAGAUGGAACCGCCUGAAGUGCAGCUUAAGCUUAAGGUUAAUUGUGCAGAGGCAUUGUGGAAAUUGUCUAAAGGGAGUUUAUCAAACAGUAAGAAAAUUACAGAGACUAAAGGGCUGCUUUGUUUGGCUAAAAUUAUUGAAAAGGAGAAAGGGAAAUUGCAGUUAAAUUGUUUGAUGACUGUUAUGGAAAUCACAGAAGUGGCAGAGUCCAAUGCUGACCUUAGGCGUUCAUCUUUUAAAACCAAUUGGCCUCCUGCUAUGGCAAUUUUAGAUCAGCUUUUAAGAAUAAUUAAGGAAGAAGAUGAUAUAAGUUUGCAGAUUCCUGCUAUUCGAUCAAUUGGCUGCUUGGCUCGAACUUUCCCUGCUAGGGAGACUCGAAUAAUUGGUCCUUUAGUUGCUCAUCUAGGUAAUAAUAAUGUGGAUGUGGCAACUGAAGCAGCUAUUGCUUUGGCGAAAUUUGUUUGUCCAGAUAAUUUCAACUGCUUUCUACAUUCCAAAGCAAUUAUAGAGUUUGGUGGGGUUCGAUCUUUGAUCAAACUGAUACGGAGUGGUGAUCGAGCUCAAAUGCAUGGUCUAGUAUUGCUAUGUUAUCUUGCACUCAGUGUUGGUAAUAGCAAGGCUCUUGAACAAGCCAGAGCUUUAAAUGUUCUUACAGGCGCAGCUCGUCAUGUGAUAGCUCAACAUCCUGAGUUGAGGGAUUUGUUUGCCAAGGCUAUACAUCAUCUCACUCUUUAUCAGCAUGGAGCUCAUCAGCAGAUUCAGUCAUUUUAGUAACAUAUCUUGUAUUAAAUUGAAAUCUAGUAUCUUCAAAAGAAACAUUUGUUUAUGAAGAGAUGGUUUUUCCAUGAGCUUGACUGUAAAUUUUCGAAGAUGCACAUGAUUUAAAGGCAUUUUCUUGCCCUAUUUUUAAUGGAUUGCUAAGGUUUUCAUUUUGCUGUUA